AUGCGGAGCAGGCAAACGAAAGGGUCCCUUUCCACUGGGGACCCUGACGGCCUCUACCUCAGCCGCAUGCUCAGGGUCAGCAUCCACAGUGACUACCCGUACUCCUCGUCUGGAGACACCCUCCAGAGGAUGGGGAACCUGGAGAGGCAUGAGGAUCCAGCCGUGAGCCGAGAUCCAGGCCCCCAAGACAACCCACAGCCACCGGCCCCAAACCACGGUGCCUACAACGUGGGAGAAAACAUUUUCGGGCUCUCCUUCCCAAGAAGGCUCUGGAGGAUCGUGGAGGACAACACCUUCACGUCCGUGUGCUGGAAUGAAGACGGCGACACUGUGGUCAUCGAUGAAGACCUUUUCCAGAGGGAGAUUCUCCACCGGAGGGGCCCAGAGAGAAUCUUUGAAACUGACAGCUUGAAGGGGUUCAUCCGCCUAAUGAACCUGUACGGGUUCAGCAAAAUACGCCCAAACAACCCUUCGGUUCAUGCCCCAGGGAACAGGAAAACGAUGCUCUACCGCAACUCCCGCUUUCAGCGAGACAGGCCAGGGCUGCUGGAGAAUAUUCAGAGAAAAAGUGACCUGAGAACUGUCACCGGGUGGCCAGGGAGCAGCGCAACACCGUCAAAGAGAAAGAAGCCCGUAGUACCUACAAGACGGUCCCCACGAAUCCAUCACAAGGAAUCCACCAAGGAGGACAAGGCGGCCCCCAAAGAAGGCCCAAAUGUUCCGGGACCCAGUGGCACCGAGUCCUUUACCUUCUCUGGUGUCUGGUCCCUGAGCAGCGCGGCGGGGUGUGACACGGAGAAUCCUGCCUCCAGGGAGCAGGGCGGCCCAUGUGGGGAGGGCACCUCCAGGAAUGACACAGUUGCGCCCCCGACUACCACCGGAAGGGAGGGCGCGGGGGAGCUGCCCACCGCCCCCGCACUCUACCCAGAUUACGGGUCAGUGAUGUCGCUGUACAACACCUGCUAUUCCAUCCUGCUGGCUGCCCUUUCGGUCAUGUCCCCAGACGAGGUCCCCAGUGAGAACGAGAACGAGAACGAGAACGAGGAGGAGGAGGGCUCCUCAGAUUACAGGUGUGCCCUCUGUGAACAUUUCAAGGACAAUCCAGGUCCCUAAGCUCACAG
Messenger RNA from Lontra canadensis (Northern American river otter), 1121 nucleotides. Its product is annotated as heat shock transcription factor, X-linked member 3-like. The record is from RefSeq and is a predicted model, not a curated record. The coding region runs from base 1 to 1113 and encodes 370 amino acids. Lineage: Eukaryota; Metazoa; Chordata; Mammalia; Carnivora; Mustelidae. Gene Ontology annotation, biological process: regulation of DNA-templated transcription. Gene Ontology annotation, molecular function: DNA-binding transcription factor activity; sequence-specific DNA binding. The transcript is spliced from 3 exons.